AUGGACGCUCUCUCUCUGCCUGGCUCGACUCCUUCUAGUCCCCUCACUACUACCUCCGACUUGUCAGACGACGACUACUGGCAACCCUCUCCAAAGCGGAAACGCAUAGCAAACGCCGUCGCAGCACCACCAAAACCAAAGCCUCGCAGAGCAAAAUGUAUCCGCGCCAGAAGGGUCAUCCGUGAUCAUACCCCUACUGACAGUAGUGCUGGGCCAUCCGCUUCGUCCUCCCGGGCUGUAAGUCGACAGCGAUCUCUCGCUCUUGACGAACCGAUAUACCGUUCAUCAAGUUCGCGUUCGAGUUCUACGUUCCGAAUUCCACAUGACCCAGGAGAAAAGGCUGACUGGGUUUGGUGGACGGAUGAUGACGGGAGGCCAGGACCUGACCUUGUCAGUGCAGCUGUCGUCGUGCGCCAACUCGUUAAAUCAUACAAAAGCUAUUUCAAUAACCCACAAGACCCAGACGACAAAUCUUUCGAGGUCGAGGCCAUGCCAUCUACCGAGCUAGAAUAUCCCAACAACCAUUCUUGCGAAACAUUUAUAUUAUUGGUACCUAAGGACCCGGAUCACUACAGCCCCAUUAUGUGCUUGGUAGACUCACUGUACACUAUCAUUGAAUGUUAUCUUACCCCACCGCAGAAAGCGUUGUUUGGAACAUUGCCUACGGACCUUCCCACAGAUCACACACCACCACCUUCUCCCCCGAUUUCCUCCAUUGCUGAUCUAUCUGGAGACAUUUCAAAUUCCUCCCACAUCUUAGAGAACACAGCUCAGCCCAAUUACCUGCGCACCCUUCAACGUGCUAUCCGACGACGAGAUGGACCCCUGUUCCUUCACACGAUGGACACCAUUAAUUUUCUUCUGCGCUCGCUGAAGUAUCCACCCCUUCCAGCCGAUGUAUUUGAACCUGCACUUCCGAAUCAGCUUCUAACUUACGCACGUGAAUGCUGGAUACAGCCAUCUCAUCGAGGCAUCCCAAAACGAGUUCUACUACGUAUUAUCGAGGAGACAUAUCAACGUAUCGUUGGCCCUAACAUCGGACAACUGAGUCGAUACUCGGCAUUCACGAGUGAAGUUUACGGAGAGUUAAUGCCCUCUUUCACCGACAAAAUCAUUGCACAGACCGGCUUGCAUGCAGGCUCACUUCUAGUUGACCUUGGGUCCGGUGUCGGCAAUGUGUUGCUACACGCAGCGCUUGCUACAGGGUGUUCAGCGUUCGGCAUAGAGUUCAUGGCGGGCCCAGCGGCCCUUGCUCGGCAACAGCUCCAGCAACUUCGUACACGCAGCCGUAUGUGGGGGUUAAGUAUGGGUAAUAUCGAACUAGAGGAAGGGGACAUGUUGACGAGUAGUCGUGUUGAUGCGCUCCUCCCGAAAGCGGACGUCGUGGUCGUCAAUAACAAGGUCUUCGAGGAAACUCUCAAUGCAGCCUUGCGUCCUAAAUUUCUAGACUUAAAGGAAGGGGCCGUCGUCAUAUCUAUGAAACCGUUUGUCCAGCCAAACGCUCGAGUGACAGAACGCAACGUGGACGAUAUCUGCGCCAUAUUCGACGUGGAAGAGCGACCGUAUCAUUCGGGUGACGUUUCGUGGGGGAGUAGUGGCGGUACUUAUUAUAUCCACAGAGUGGACCGUAUGGGGUAUGCAAGCAUAAGGGAACGGUUCGAAAAUGCGCGGGCGAGGAGUGUGAGAGCUGGGCGACGGUAG
Messenger RNA from Pisolithus orientalis, 1701 nucleotides. Its product is annotated as histone-lysine N-methyltransferase. Gene Ontology annotation, cellular component: nucleus. The record is from RefSeq and is a predicted model, not a curated record. The transcript has 5 exons. Gene Ontology annotation, biological process: DNA repair; DNA damage checkpoint signaling; regulation of transcription regulatory region DNA binding. Bases 1 to 1701 code for a protein of 566 amino acids. Gene Ontology annotation, molecular function: histone H3K79 methyltransferase activity. NCBI's taxonomy places the organism in Eukaryota, Fungi, Basidiomycota, Agaricomycetes, Boletales, Pisolithaceae.